CAGAAUUCCCGGAUUUCCCGCAGGAUCCUCGGAGGAGGACGAGGAGGCGAGGAAGAAACGGGAGAAGCAGCGGAGGAGGGACCGGAUGAGGGACAGGGCCAUGGACAGGAUCCAGUUCGCCUGCUCCGUGUGCAAAUUCCGGAGCCUGGACGAGGAGGAGAUCCAGAGGCACCUGGAGAGCAAAUUCCACCGGGACACGCUGCGCUACAUCGGCACCAAACUGCCCGACAGGACCGUCCAGUUCCUGCAGGAGUACAUCGUGAACCGGAACCGGAAAAUCGAGCGGCGGCGCCAGGAGCUGUCGGAGAAGGACGGGAACAAAGCCAGGCCGGAUCCCUUCAAGGGGAUCGGGCAGGAGCAUUUCUUCAAGCGCAUCGAGGCCGCGCACUGCCUGGCCUGCGACAUGCUGAUCCCCGGCCCAGGGCCACCUCCUGCAGAGGCACCUGCGCUCGGCCGAGCACAACCGCAGCCGCAGGCUGGCGGCCGAGCAGUUCAAGAAGACGAGCCUGCACGUGGCCAAGAGCGUCCUGAACAACAAACACAUCGUGCGGAUGCUGGAGCGAUACCUGCAGGGUGAAGAUCCCUUCACGGAGGAGCCGCCGGGAGAAUCCCAGGAAAGCCCCAAAUCCACGGAAACGCCGGGAAAAAUCCCGGGAGAAGCGGAAAUCCCCGGAGAUUCCCCCAAAUCCCAGGAAUUCCUGGAGCCCCCCAGGCCCCUCCUGGUGCCGCCCUUCCUGGAGGAGCCGGAAAAUCCCGAAAUUCCCGAAAAUUCCCAGGAAAAUCCCACAGCAGAAGCCCAGGAAUUCGGGAUUUCCCCCCAAAAGGAAACUGAGGGAGGGGAGGGGGAAGAGGAGGAGAAAAUUCCGGGGAAAACGCCAGAAAAAAAACUGGGAAAAAUCCUGGAAAAUGAGGAAAAAAUUCCAGAAAAAAUCCUGGGAAAAGAGGGAAAAAUUCCAGAAAAAAUCCUGGGAAAAGAGGAAAAAAAUCCAGAAAAAAUCCUGGAAAAAGAGGGGAAAAAUGCAGAAAAAAACCCAGAAAAAGAGGAAAAAAAUGCAGAAAAAAUCCCGGGAAAUGAGGAAAAAAACC
Vidua macroura (Pin-tailed whydah) is the source of this 1086-nucleotide messenger RNA. It is a transcript of the gene AKAP8, whose product is annotated as A-kinase anchoring protein 8. Gene Ontology annotation, cellular component: nuclear matrix; nucleus. NCBI's taxonomy places the organism in Eukaryota, Metazoa, Chordata, Aves, Passeriformes, Viduidae. Gene Ontology annotation, molecular function: protein kinase A regulatory subunit binding; DNA binding. The coding region runs from base 86 to 577 and encodes 163 amino acids. The record is from RefSeq and is a predicted model, not a curated record. The transcript has 6 exons.